Melanotaenia boesemani (Boeseman's rainbowfish) is the source of this 2362-nucleotide messenger RNA. Its product is annotated as gastrula zinc finger protein XlCGF57.1-like. Gene Ontology annotation, molecular function: RNA polymerase II cis-regulatory region sequence-specific DNA binding; DNA-binding transcription factor activity, RNA polymerase II-specific. Bases 182 to 1738 code for a protein of 518 amino acids. The transcript has 2 exons. Gene Ontology annotation, biological process: regulation of DNA-templated transcription. The record is from RefSeq and is a predicted model, not a curated record. Lineage: Eukaryota; Metazoa; Chordata; Actinopteri; Atheriniformes; Melanotaeniidae.
UAGGCGUCUAUGGAGUUGCCUGUUCAAAACAUUUGAAACGUUGAGGGAAAUCGUUUAAAGAGAGUUCAUCCAGCUCGUGUAAUAAACAUAAGUGGACCCACUCGUUCAGAAAUGCAACCAGCUGCUCUGCGCCGUCCUCAACUCAGGCCUGGUUCAAUAAAACAAAAAACACCAAGUCAUCAUGACCGAAAUGGAUUUUCUUCAACAGCACAACAUCAAAACUCUGCCUUUAAAAGACAAGCUCGAGCUUAAACGUCUCGGAAUUAAUCAGCCGCAGGACGUUGUUGUAAACCAAAGCGCAGAUGUUCAGAAACUUUUGGUGAUUAAAGAAGAGGUUCCCUGGAACUCCAGUCUGGACCAGCAGGAUCCCAAGCUCAUCCACAUAAAGGAGGAAGACGAGGAAGACGAGACCAAACAAGGAGAACAGCUCAAUGGGCGGGAAGAGACCAGUUACUCCAGGUUCCCUUUCAAUGUUAUUGUGAAGAAUGAAAAUGAUGAAGAGGAGCCUCAGUCUUCAUGUCUUUGUCAAAGACAAACGGAUGAAAUCCGAGAGACGGAGCCUCCAUCCAGCAGCUCUUUUAAAUGGAUUAAAACUGAAACUGAUGGAGAGGACUUUAAAAAGCUUGAAUUAGCCAGUAACCCAAACAUUUUACAACCAGUUACAGAUCGACAAAUUUCAGGCUCUUCUGAGACCGACAUCACUGAUACGGAUGAUGAUGAUGAUGAAGAGGAGGGGGAAUGGCAGCAACCUUUGUCACAUGGUGACGGCAAACCGAGCAGGGCACCUGAGUCAGGUGUAAAUAGUGAUGUGGGAUGUAAAGCUGUGAAAAAGCCUUUCAGCUGCUCAGAGUGUGGAAAACAGUUUCUGUACAAGCAGUCUCUGAAGAGACACAUGAGACGCAACACGGGAAAAACCUCCAGCUGUUCGCUUGCUCAGAAAUGUUCUGGAGUGACACAAAAUGCAAGAGUUCAUACGGGAAAGAAAAAGUUUGGUUGUCUGGAAUGUGGUAAAACAUUUAGAGAUCAGUUUAGUCUUAAAUCCCACAUCCGAGUCCACACAGGAGAGCAGCCUUUUGGCUGUGAUGUUUGCGGCAAAAGAUUUAAGCAUCAGCACGACGUUAAGAUCCACAUGAGAAUCCACACGGGAGAGAUGCCGUUUAGCUGCGACGUAUGUGGUAAAAGAUUUAAACAUCAGCACAAUCUGAAGACGCACAUGAGGAUACACACAGGAGAGAAGCCAUACGUGUGUGACAUUUGUGGUAAAAGAGCAAGACAUCAGAAUAACCUGAAGACUCACAUGAUCGUCCACAAAGGAGAAAGACCUUUUGGCUGCGAUCUUUGUGGUAAGAGAUUUAACCGUAAGACGAGUCUCAGGGCGCACAAGGCCGUGCACACGGGGGAGAAACCGUACAGUUGUGAUGUUUGUGGUAAAAGUUACAAACGGAAGACGCAUCUUAGGACUCACAUGAUCGUCCACACAGAGGAGAAACCCUUCGGCUGUGAGGUUUGUGGUAAAAGAUUUAACCGAAAAACAUAUCUAGCGACGCACAUGGCGGUUCACACGGGAGACAAACCGCACUCUUGUGACUUUUGUGGCAAAAAAUUUACUCGGAAAACGCACCUUGAUUCGCACAUUACGGUUCAUACCGGAGAGAAACCUUUCGGUUGUGGCGUUUGUGGUCAAGAGUUUACCCAACAAGGAAGUUUAAACCGACACAUGAGAUUCCACUUGGGGUAGAAACUGUAGCUUAAGUGUGCCAUGCUCUACCUGCCAUUAAACUAAAUACACCCAAUACAAAAUUAGCCUUUUUUGUAUCAUGUUUACUUAAAUGGUGCUCCUCUAGCAGCACUAAAUUAGCACUAUUUUCGGCUAUUCCUGCCUCCAUCUAAGGCAGAUAAGUGGGUUUUUCACCAGGCCAGAGACCAAACGGCAUCACGAGGAAGCGACUGGUUCUCAUGCCGAAGCUUUUCAUAAAACUCCUUUUCUUUCCUGUUCAAUAAUAAAGUAUUAAAACGUAUUUAUUGUAUGUGUAUCAGGAUAAAGGGGUCAUGUUGAGGCACUCUGAGUCAUGAUUCAGUUGAACUUUCAAAAUGUAUUUAGAGCAAUAAUUUCCCACUGACCACCAGCACCCUGCUUGUGGGCUGGAACAUGUUACCGUUUGAUCCUAAAGCUAAAGCACCUUCAGUUACUCUAACAGUGAUUUAGCUCCAUGCCUUAUAACAACUAAUUCAACCCAGCAGGUUGUAACCAUGAGGUAAAAAAAGACUGAUCAACAUCAUGAUUAUUGAUACGCUAAACAGCUGAUGUCACUUUAUGUCCUGUUUUGUAUUAUUGCUUUAUUAUUGUCACAAAUAUUAAAUU